Messenger RNA from Linnemannia hyalina, 579 nucleotides. NCBI's taxonomy places the organism in Eukaryota, Fungi, Mortierellomycota, Mortierellomycetes, Mortierellales, Mortierellaceae. The record is from the annotation of a GenBank genome assembly.
AUGGCCACCUACUUCCAGACCACCGCCCGCAACUACACCGACGUUACCGUCACCUCCGAGGGCAUCAACACCGACGAGUUCCUCCAGGCCACCGAGGGUCUCGUUAAGAUCUUUGACCUUUUCGGCACCGUCUUCUCUGUUGUCCAGAACGAUAUGAACGGAAACAUCAAGAAAAUUCGCGAGCGUUUCCUCCAGAACCCUGCCGCCAACUCGACCCUCCAGAACUUGGUUGAUGGCGAGAAGAAGGAGAAGAAGAAGCCCGCCACCGAGGGUCUCUUGUGGCUCACCCGUGGUCUUGACUUCACCCUCCAGUCCUUGGAGAGGAGCGAGGCCAACCCCACAGAGGAGCUCUCCGUCUCCUUCACCAAGGGUUACGAGGACACCCUCCGCAUGCACCACGGCAUGCUCGUCCGCCCAGUCUUUGCUCUGGCUAUGAAGGCUUGCCCUUACCGUGCUGACUUUUACGCCAAGUUGGGAUCCGACCAGGGCUUGGUUAAGCAGGACUUAACUGCCUAUUUGGCCGGUCUCCGCAAGAUUGUUGUCGAGAUCCAGCAGUACUACACCGCCAACAAGUUGUAA